GGCGCCGACAAUGAGCCUCCAUAAAAGGGAGCGGCGGGGGGCUAGAGCCCCGGAUUGAGCCCUCCCCGCCCGGGGUCCCGACGCUCUAGGUCUCGGGGAGGCCCAGACGCGCCCGUCGCAGGCCGGGCCGGCGGGCGGCGGGGAGGGGGCUGCACGGGGCGGGAGGCGGCCGCCGGCUUGCGCGCAGGCCUGCGCGCCAGUCCUCCGGCGUCCGAUCACCGAGAGCCCCCCCCAGGCCGCGCCAUGGCCCUGAAGGCCGAGGGCGCCGCGCUCGACUGCUUCGAGGUGACACUCAAAUGCGAGGAGGGGGAGGACGACGAGGAGGCCAUGGUGGUGGCCGUAAUCCCGCGGCCCGAGCCGAUGCUCAGAGGGUCUGGAGCCUUCGAUCCACGCCCCGCGAGCUCCGGAUCUUCCGGUGCCCGAGCGCCCCCUCGCCCGGGCCCAGCACGACGGCUUCGAGUGGCCCAGCAGGAGAAGACCCCACCGCCGAGGCCCAGCCUGCUAGAGGCAGGCAGCGAUGGCUGUGAGGAGCCCAGGCAGCAGGUGUCUUGGGAGCAGGAGUUCCUGGUGGGGAACAGCCCGGGAGGCAGCGGGCGGGCACUGUGCAUGGUGUGUGGGGCCGAGAUCCGGGCCCCCUCGGCGGACACGGCACGCGCCCACAUCCUGGAGCAGCACCCUCACACCCUGGACCUGAGCCCUUCCGAGAAGAGCAAUAUCCUGGAGGCCUGGAGUGAGGGGGUGGCCCUUUUGCAGGACUUCAGGGCCGAGCAGCCGUCCCCGCCCCAUUCAGACUCAGGCCAGGAGGUCGAAGUGGACCCAGACUCCGACCCGGACCCCGAAAUGCCAGCAGAGAUUGUCGUUCUCCUCGACUCCGAGGACAACCCCUCCCUCCCUAGAAGGAGCCGGCCCAGGGGACUCCGCCCUCUGGAGCUUCCUGCGGCCCCUGUCCCAGAGCCGGUAAGCAAGAAGCCACGUGGUCAGAGAUGGAAGGAGCCCCCUGGGGAGGAGCCGGUCAGAAAGAAAAGAGGCAGACCCAUGACCAAAACCCUGGACCUGGACCCGGACCCGGACCCAGGUGAAGGCGAGGAAGAUCCCCCCUCACCCAGCUCACCCACCGAGACUUUUGCGGCUCCCGCCGAGGUCCGACACUUCACCGACGGCAGCUUCCCCGCUGGCUUCGUCCUCCAGCUCUUCUCCCACACCCAGCUCAGGGCCUCAGACAGCAAGGACUCGCCCAAAGAGGGGAGAGUAGCAGAAGGAGGUCUUCUCCAGCCGGAAAGCCCCUCCCCAGGACCACCUUAUAAAGGAUUAUUAUGUCCACUUUACAGAAGAGGAAACUGAGCCUUGGGCAGCUUCUGAGCUUUGCCCUCUGUGGUCGGUCUCAUACAGCAGCCAGAGCCCCUGUUGAAACACAAGUGGGAUCCUGGCACUGCUCUGCUCAGAGCUCUCCAGCACCGUCGCUGUCGCACUUCAGAUAAAAGUCAGAGUCCUCGUGGAGACCAGUGGUCCUCACACCAGGAUCUUCCCCUCUUCUGCCCACCAGGGCAUCUGCAUUUGCUCUUGCUCCCGUCAGGAAUGCUGUUCCCCAGCUAGACACGCCGCUGGCUCCUCGCCUCCUGUGCGUUUUGCUCACGCGCCAGCCCUGUGAGGCCCUCCCUGCUGCCCCGUCCCCUUCCCUGGUGUACUUUACUUUGCUUCUGUCUGUAUGUGUCACACUGCAUUCUUGCUUUGUUCAUCCUGUUUAUUGGCUCUCACCACUGGAAUGUAAAUUCCAGGAAGGCCACUUGGCCUGCUCCAUGUUCUGGGGAACCCCCAGCAACUGGGCUAGUGUUGGGCACAGUAUAGUUGCCCAGUAAGUUAUUGUUGAAUUAAGGAGCCAGGGAGUAGGCUCCACUUGCCCUCGAGGAGCUUAGAGUUUGUCAGGGAGACAAACCAGCUCAUGUGACUACAAAGCAGAACUUGUUCAGUCGCACGACCCAGUGGCAGCCAUCGAGUCAUUUUAAAUCCCGGCAAACAGUGCAGCAAAAUCGUACCUGUUUUCUCUGCCAGAUUUUAAAUCACUGGGUCUCUAGAAACAGUGCAGAAGAAAACCACAAAUAAGACAGACGCCACAACAGUUACAGUCACCGUUUUCUGGCUUUGUUUUUUGAUGGAACUUUUGCGUGUGCCCGUGCCAAACCAGACAUUUUGGUACCUGAACAGUGGCUGUCAGCCGUUCAUGUUCCCCUGUCUUAAGGCCUGGUUUUGUCCAUUGUGAGUAGCUCCUCCACGCUGCUAAGUUGGACAUCUGAUCCCUGCGUGGUAGGUAUUGACUCGGGAGAUGAAGGCCUGGUUGAGGUUCCAGAGCAGAGCUGAAUGUUAACCCAGGACUCUCUGUCCAGUGCUCUCUCCUCCGCCCUGCAUAUUCACCUGGUUGCUCCUUUGUGGGCACAGUCGUGUCUUUUUCUGCUUUGGGGUGUUCCCCACCCCACCACCUCUGCCCACACAAGGCAGAACCCAUCAGGCUAGGGUGCCCAGUACGUCCUAGAUGAAACGGAGUCAGCUGAAGGUAGUUGAGGGGAGCGGAGUACAGCACUAAGCGUCCGUGUGCCACAGUACAUGAGGGAGGAAGGCUGCGGAGGGCCUGCGCUGAUGCCUGCGGAGGCGCGAUGCCCUUGCGUUUGGUGCUGGUCCUUGGAUGAUCCAGGAGCACAGCCUCCCACUGUCCCCAGGCUUCUCCUCAGACCACAGGUCCUGGGCUAUGGAACUGAAGGCCAGGAAAUGGGGGUGUGGUUUACAGAGACCCUCGGGGGACAUCCUCAAGGUGCGUUGUCUGGAGGGCCCUGACUCUCUCUCUGCUCCCAUCCUUGCCCAGCUCCCCCUCCGGGGCUUCGCGGGACGCUGGAUCUCCAGGUUAUCCGCGUGCGGCUGGAGGAGCCCCCGGCAGUCAGCCUCCUGCAAGACUGGUCCAAGCAUCCCCAGGGCACCAAGGG
Aethalodelphis obliquidens (Pacific white-sided dolphin) is the source of this 2972-nucleotide messenger RNA. It is a transcript of the gene SPINDOC, whose product is annotated as spindlin interactor and repressor of chromatin binding. Gene Ontology annotation, biological process: negative regulation of DNA-templated transcription. The record is from RefSeq and is a predicted model, not a curated record. NCBI's taxonomy places the organism in Eukaryota, Metazoa, Chordata, Mammalia, Artiodactyla, Delphinidae. The transcript has 8 exons. Bases 244 to 1341 code for a protein of 365 amino acids.